Molecule: messenger RNA, 801 nt
Organism: Thunnus maccoyii (southern bluefin tuna)
Lineage: Eukaryota; Metazoa; Chordata; Actinopteri; Scombriformes; Scombridae
Product: dual specificity protein phosphatase 18
Exons: 1
Coding region: 7-801 (264 amino acids)
Biological process (GO): protein dephosphorylation
Cellular component (GO): cytoplasm
Molecular function (GO): MAP kinase tyrosine/serine/threonine phosphatase activity
Source: RefSeq, a predicted model, not a curated record
CGCCUCAUGUCGGUGUCCCAGAUCACGCCCACGCUGUUCCUGAGUGGCUCCGAUGGCCCCCUCAACGCGGCGCUGGUCUCCCAGAAGGGCAUCACCCUGAUCGUCAACGCCACACUGAGCCACGCCUGCCCCGCCUACCCGGGGGUGGAGUGUGUCCGGGUGCCGGUGGCCGACCUGCCCAGUGCCCGCCUAGGGGACCACUUCGACCGGGUGGCUGAACGCAUCCACGCCAACCGUGCAGGAGGCACACUGGUGCACUGCGCUGCUGGUAUGAGCCGCUCACCGGCGCUGGUGAUGGCGUACCUGAUGCGUUACAGGGCCGUGACGCUCCACCAGGCGCACCGCUGGGUGAAGGAGAGCCGGCCGUACGUCAGGCUGAACGCCGGCUUCUGGGACCAGCUGCUGCAGUACGAGAGGCGUCUGUACGGGAAGAACACUGUCAGAGUGGCAGCGCCUGAAGAGACGCCGCCACCGCUGCCGCCGCCACGGACAUCGAGGUUGUUGAGGUCAGUUCCACCACAGCAGCAGAUGAACUGGUUAACGACAGCACACAGAACACCACUGAUGACAUCAUCACCACUGAUGACACGAUCACAACGGAUGACAUCAUCACCACUGAUGACACGAUCACCACUGAUGACAUCAUUACCACCGAUGUCACGAUCACCACUGAUCACACGAUCACCACUGAUGACACGGUCGCCACUGAUGACAUCAUCACCACUGAUGUCACGAUCGAAGCAAAUGACAUCAGCAAACAAAUCAAGAAGAGGAACCAAAUCCAGCAGCUUCAACGUCUGA